AUGAGUGAAGUUAGAAGGUGUCGUAGAUGCAAGAGAAAGAGACUCGAUGAUGAGCCACCGGAGGUACGUCAGUAUAAGACGUGUGCUAAGUGUCGGAUCAUUGAAAGACAGAAAAAGAAGCUGAGGAAGCCAUUGGCGGAGGAAACGAUGAUAUACGGGAUGAAGCAGUUCCAGCAGCAGAACCAGAAUGCCAAUUUUAUUCACGACGAUAUAUUCAUGGAUGACGAUGUGUUCAGUGGAGGUGUGCGUAAUAGUGCCAGACGGUAUGAGGGCGACGGAGUGGUGAAUCCGCUGCAACAGCAGCAGCAGCACCAACAGCAGUUCUACCAGUUCCAGCCCCAACAGUCAUCGCAUGUAGCGAUGCCCACGGCGUCGCUGGCACCGGUGGCGCCGCUCCACCAGGUGCAACACCAGGUGCAGCAGCAACAGGUACAACAGCAGCAACAAGUACAGCAACAGCAGGCUCACCGGGCCCACCAACAGCACAUGCGCAACAUGCCAGUGCAGGUGUCGAUGCCCGAGACGGUGUCCCAGCAGCCGAUCAAUUGUGAGAUCUGCUCCACCAAGUUGGACCGCAACGACGAGCUCAACAUGAAUUACAGGCUCUGCUUGGAGUGCUAUUCGAACCCGUUCAGACAGGACAACGUGUACGGCAACUACAACGAGUUUUUGAUGGCCAUUACUACGCACAAGUACAAGGAUAUAAAGAACUACAUAUACAUCAAGGAGACCGAUAAGACGUUUUCGGACCACUUGGUGUUCCAGAAUAGACCCAUCAACAGCGAGAGGCUGUAUCGGGAGUUUAUCUUGGAGAAUAUCCAGAUCAUCUACCUAGACCCCAUAAUUGCGUCCCUCGGGUGCAAAUUCAACAGGGUAUCGUCCAACGUGUCGGAAACCAACUCGCUUCCACCCGUGUUCAACCCCGUCAUCAACCAGUACCAAUAUAAAAACACCAAGCCCAUCAGGUCGUACCACAAAUACUACAAGGAGUCGGCAUGCGACGCCAAUAUCUACAUGACCUUCGAUUUUUCCACCAAUAUCUUGACCGUCAAAUUGAAUCAGAAGGUGUUCAACAACUCGAGCAACUACCCUUCGAAGUUCAUCGACUUGGUGCACUCGAUCUUGAAGUCGUUGGCGACCCAGGACUCCAAGGCCAAUGUUGGCUACAACUACCAUACAGCCCUUAUAAUAUUCGACGAGUUGAUGAAAAAUAAGUACUCGUACCCCCCAGACAUCCAGCAAUUUCUUUCCACCUGCAACAGCUCCGACUUUGCCAGAGACUUCAUCAACUUCGAGGAAACCACCGAAGUCGAUGCCACGGGCAAGAAGGACUAUCUUCCCGCCAAAAAGGAUGAUGCAGACGAGCCGGUGCCAGACCAAGUCCACGGCGACACUCGCCAGGCCACCCACGCCGAUGUCGACGACGAAGAAGACGACGAAGAAGAUGACGAAGACGAAGAAGACGAAGAAGAUGAAGAAGAAGAAGACGAAGACGAAGACGAUCGUGAACCCCAGCCGGGUCCAAAUGCCUCUCAAGAAGUCCACUCCCGCCAUAACACGGACACUCCAAGCAAGACUCCGAUCCCAAUGUCUGAGCCUCAGACGCAAAUCAACCCUACAAUUAACUCUGAUUCCACUCAAAAUGGCCUCUAUCCGAAGCCCACGGGCGAGAACUUGGAUCCGGCCUUCGUACAAUGA
Molecule: messenger RNA, 1698 nt
Organism: Debaryomyces tyrocola
Lineage: Eukaryota; Fungi; Ascomycota; Pichiomycetes; Serinales; Debaryomycetaceae
Source: the annotation of a GenBank genome assembly